Messenger RNA from Aspergillus terreus NIH2624, 966 nucleotides. RefSeq names its product PQ-loop repeat-containing protein. The record is from RefSeq and is a predicted model, not a curated record. Lineage: Eukaryota; Fungi; Ascomycota; Eurotiomycetes; Eurotiales; Aspergillaceae. Gene Ontology annotation, cellular component: fungal-type vacuole membrane. Bases 1 to 966 code for a protein of 321 amino acids. The transcript has 6 exons. Gene Ontology annotation, biological process: basic amino acid transmembrane export from vacuole.
AUGUCCCUCCUGAGGUCGCUGGGCACCGCGACGGCCGGCGAAUCCGUGCCUCUGACGCCGCGCGAAGCAGCCUCGGGCCUCCUCGGCUCCAUCUCCAUGACCUGCUGGAUCUUCCUCCUGGUCCCGCAACUGAUCGAAAACUACCGCAACGGCAACGCGGAGGCCAUCUCGCUCCUCUUCCUGUUCGUCUGGUUCGUCGGCGACAUCACAAACCUGGUCGGCGGCCUGUGGGCCGGCCUGGUGCCCGUUAUCGUCGCCAUUGCCGUGUACUUCUGCAUCGCCGACGGCGUCCUCAUCGGCCAGUGUCUGUACUACAAAGCGCGCAACGCCCGUCUCGAGGCCCUGCGCCGCCGCCGCCGCUCGUCCACCGAAACCCCCGACCCCUCCACUCCGCUGCUGGGCCGCCGCUUCAGCGACACCCUCCCUGAGGCGGUCGCGCGCCGCCGGGCGUCGGUCUCGUCGCAGCGUCGCGGUGUCGACGGCGGUGCGCGCCAGGCGGACGAUACGCUGGCCAAGAUCGUCGAGGAGAACGAGGCGGGUCAGCAGGCCUGGGUGAAGAACCUGAGUAGCGUGUUGGCUAUCUGUGUGAUCGGCAUGGCGGGGUGGACGAUCGCGUGGCAGUCCGGGGUGUGGAAGCCAGCGCCGCGCGAGGUGAACGGCGGCGUGGAUAUGGCGGCGGGGGCGCAGGUAGUGGGAUACUUCAGCGCGCUUUGCUAUCUGGGGGCGCGUCUCCCGCAGAUCUACAAAAACUACUGCGACAAGUCGUGCGAAGGCCUCUCCUUGCUGUUUUUCAUUCUCUCGCUGAUGGGCAAUUUGACGUAUGGCGCAGGCAUCCUGUGUCAUUCGACCGAGAAGAACUACAUUGUGACCAACACGCCCUGGCUGAUCGGGUCCCUGGGAACGAUGGUCGAAGACGUGAUCAUCUUUGUGCAGUUCCGUAUUCGCAUGACGGACAUGAUCGCAUAA